CAGUGUCGGUGUGACUCUGCCGUGAUAAGAGGAGGUGGCUGGUGGUGACGCUCCCGGUCGCCUGCGGUGUGUGACGGCGUGGACGGCUCGGCCUCGGAGCUGUGCAUUCUGGUGCUGAAGGGAGAGUUCAGAUCUGCAUACUCGCCAGCGCUCUCACUUGCAAGCCUUAUAAGGGGCUGACGGGACGGAAAAACUUUGAGAUUAUUACGCUCAAGAAUGUUCCGUGAACCUUAUCUGCAAGAAAACUGCGAUGCCACGACUUCGGAAGGGAAAAUAAAGUUGUAGCGAAGAAGAAAAUUCUUGCAUAGUGUGAAACGUUUGUAUUAUGGCUGAAUCUAGCUCCACCAAGGGAGAGUUCAACGCCAAAGAUCUUUCCCCGAUUGGUGGAGGCCCCUCGCACCCCCGGGGGAAGCGCCGUUACUCUAACGACGAUAUUGACGUUCAUUACACCAGCCUCACGCAAGUGCAGUUCUCGUCGCCAAUGGAUCUCUCGCCAUCUGUUGGGGCAAUGGCGCUGACGCCGACAGAUCCGCCACAGAGUGCUGGCUUGUUAGCGCUCACUCCGUCGGAGUCCAUGCCCGAGGCCGGCGCCGCGGCACUCACACCUACGGAGCCCUGGCAAGGCGCAGCGGAGACGGGGCUCACUCCCCCCCGACGCCAGUCCGCCGCGUCCGUCCAGACCGAGGUGCCUCUCCGGUCCCCCAAGGCGCCGGGGUCGCGACGCCGUUCCGAAGCGGCCAACCACGACGGCAAGCGGAGGAAGUCGAGAGGCAACGGCGAAACGAUCGCCGUGCUCGACCCGUCUGCGCUGCAGGACCCCGCGGCGGCGAAUGGCGUUCGGAGGGGCACUCGCGGCUCGCAGAUGAUGUCACCUUACGACAUGGAAGCUACGCGAACCUCGGUGUCGUCGGGAGUGCGGCGCAAGACGUCCCGACACAGCGAGGCUCAGGAGGAGGACCUGGACGAACGGCGAAGGAACAAGGUGGUGGUUGUGUGCGCCUCCGUGGCCGUCACCAUUUUCCUCCUGGCCAUCCUGCUCGUCGCCAUCACGCUCAGGAUGUCGCCUGCUAUUGACGAAAUGGCAAGAUAUAACGUAACGCCGAGCCCGCGCAACAGCCUGCGAGAGGCGCCCUGCCCCAACAGCUGGCCGGAUCCAGCCCUGUCCGAAGCCGCGGUCCGGCCCCUUCAGUGCAGCGCUGAUUAUCGGCUGCCGACAACCGAGGAACUUCAGGCUCACGACGGAAAUGAAAAGCGACAGGCACUGAGAGUUUGGGAAUUUCCUCAAGAGGUUCCUACUCUGGCUAUAGGCAUCGGGAAACGCGGAAGGGAGUCCGGGGGGAAGACCCUCCCCUUUUGCCUCGGGUCGACCCCCUGUGGCAAUUUUGAUCAGCAGGUCGUCUCGGGGCCUCAUAGCCCUGCGCCCUUCAUGCCCCCUGCUCCCCCUGUCUCGUCGCGCGGUCCCUUGUUCCCCCCUCGGCAUGGGGCCGAGGGGGGUUUACCACGUCGGACUCUUGGAAUUUAA
Penaeus monodon (black tiger shrimp) is the source of this 1522-nucleotide messenger RNA. RefSeq lists its product as uncharacterized. The coding region runs from base 326 to 1522 and encodes 398 amino acids. The transcript is spliced from 4 exons. NCBI's taxonomy places the organism in Eukaryota, Metazoa, Arthropoda, Malacostraca, Decapoda, Penaeidae. The record is from RefSeq and is a predicted model, not a curated record.